This is a messenger RNA of Heterotrigona itama, 807 nucleotides long. Lineage: Eukaryota; Metazoa; Arthropoda; Insecta; Hymenoptera; Apidae. The record is from the annotation of a GenBank genome assembly.
AUGGACGAAAUUAAGGAAACGAGACCGGAAGAAAAUUACGUGAAAAUUCACGAGACAGAUAUUAACAUUACCUCGAAGGAAGAUCUAGCUUCGUUUUUCAAAAACUGGGACCAUGACGUCAAUAAAGUUUACACAUCAGACAUACCACAAAUAUGCAAGGAUGAACCGUGUCAGCUUGGUAUCGAUGAGGCUGGACGUGGACCAAUCCUAGGGCCUAUGAUAUAUGGAAUUGCCUACGUACCCUUGUCAGAAAAGCAGCUUCCCGUGGACCUGGGCUGUGUAGACUCCAAGACUUUGACGGAGGAACAUAGAGACAAAGUUUUUAAUAAAAUUUGUGAACACCGCAAGAAAAUAGGUUGGGCAGUAGAAGUCAUAUCCCCCAAUACCAUCGCGAAUAGCAUGUACCGGCGUGUUAAAUUUUCUCUGAAUGAUGUCUCUAUGAAAUCCGCGAUUGAACUAACGCAAUUAGUGAUCGAGCGAGGUGCAAAUAUCGCAGAACUCUACGUAGACACGGUAGGGACGAUCUCGAGCGUAUACGGAUGCGGAUACCCGAAUGAUCCGGAUACUAAAAAGUGGCUAUUCGAUAAUGUAGACGAUGUAUUUGGAUUCCCGCGUGUUGUCAGGUUUAGCUGGUCACCUGCUGAAAGGAUCCUGCAGUCGCACGCUCUGUCCGUUGAAUGGGAAGAAGUGGAAGAAGAAGAGAAUCGUGGGGAGCAGAAGAUCUCCAAAUUUUUCGCCGGAUCGUCCGCGAAGAAGCGACAUAAAUUUUUCAUCGACAGAUGCCUCUCCAAUAAUCCCAAUUUAUGA